CAGGGCAUAAGAGAUGGCAGACGCAGCCGUUGCAGCUCCCGCCGACAAGAAGGCACCUCCCAAGUUCAAGCAGAGGGCCGCUCGUACUUUCAAGAGCAAGGCCCCUAAACCAGGCCAGAAGGGAUUCGGAGACGACAUCCCCGGCAUGGAGGGUCUUGGCACAGACAUCACAGUGGUUUGCCCAUGGGAAGCCUUCGGCGAUAUGGAGCUCAGCGACCUGGCGAAAUAUGGAAUUGUCUAGGAUCCCUACCUUGUCUUCAUCACAACUAUCUUACCUCCCAGCGCUGGUUUUCCUUCGCCCACUCCUCCUCCUCUCGCCCUGUUCUCCCUCACCUACCAAACCACCCCUGACCUGAUGUCUGUUGUUGUCUUAGGCCCUUGUGGGUUUUGGGAAACAUUGCACAAAAAAUUUGGUACCCAAAGGCAAUCCAAAGUGUGUCAAA
Messenger RNA from Chelmon rostratus (copperband butterflyfish), 443 nucleotides. Its product is annotated as retinal cone rhodopsin-sensitive cGMP 3',5'-cyclic phosphodiesterase subunit gamma-like. Gene Ontology annotation, molecular function: cGMP binding; 3',5'-cyclic-nucleotide phosphodiesterase activity. NCBI's taxonomy places the organism in Eukaryota, Metazoa, Chordata, Actinopteri, Chaetodontiformes, Chaetodontidae. The transcript is spliced from 2 exons. Gene Ontology annotation, cellular component: photoreceptor outer segment membrane. The coding region runs from base 14 to 241 and encodes 75 amino acids. The record is from RefSeq and is a predicted model, not a curated record. Gene Ontology annotation, biological process: positive regulation of epidermal growth factor receptor signaling pathway; positive regulation of G protein-coupled receptor signaling pathway; visual perception.